CGUGCAGUCCAUGUGCGAGUAACACUGGCAGGACUCGGACUUGUGGCCGUUAAGUCUGUGCGAAAGACGACUGGUUUUCCCAGGGGAAUCAAUUACUGUACGACCCUCUCGUGGGCAGCUGGCCAAAUGGGGUGCUGGAUAGGGGGUGUCAAUGACGUAACGAAGCGUCUUUCCCGAAUGAUCACGUGACACGCGCAUUUGAAACACAACUCAAAGCUGUCUCCGUUAACAUCUGAGAAGGUCCUUACUUGGAACAUCUGCUCGUCGAGAGCUUCGCAUGGUGUUGAUAAUGUCUGUGUUUUGUUUGUACAGAAAGAAGAAAUAAAGUUUCCAAUGACUCCUGCCAUCUCUACAGUCUUCCUGCUGUCUUUGCUAAUUUUCGUGAAUGGAGUUGAGUCGUCAUACAUGUAUGAAAAUUCCUAUGAUGACGAUUAUAAGGGGUGCAGAGAAGAAAGAGAAAUGGAAAUCACAGAGCAUUACCUGGACAAUGACCUGAAUAAAAAUGAAUUCCUGAGAUCUGCCUGGAAUAAAGCGAAGAAUCAGUGGAAUGCUUCAACCCCUUAUGUUUUGGAUUUGAAUACCUCCAUUGCUAUUAGAGGCUACACCAGUGCCUCUUUCCAUUCUGAGUUGAACUCUGCAGUUCAAGAUGGCGUGACUUUGGUGGAAAAAUAUCACUACAGGUCUAUCCACUUCCUGCUCACUAAGGCCAUCCAGACCCUCAAUCAAGGUAACUGCAUCAGGGCCUACAGAGGAGUUAGCGUAGAGAUACGUCCAAGGGAAGGAGAGGCUUUUCGCUUUGGAAGAUUUGCAUCGGCUUCUAGAAAUAUAAUGGUAGCACUGAAUUUUAAAAAUGCAACAGUAUUCAAUAUGACAACAUGCCAUGCGGCGGACAUUUCAAAUUAUUCCUUAUAUAGGACAGAAGCUGAAGUGCUUAUCCCACCUUAUGAAGUGUUUAUUGUCAAAGAAAGUAACGGUAGAUACGUAACUCUUGAAUCGAAGAACAUCACUGUGAACUACAGAUGCUGGCCUCUGAAUGGUUCACCAGGACAGAACACAAUUCCAAAUAACGCUGGCCCGUCGCUGACCCCUUUGACAGUGCUUCACCUGCUCCUCGGGUUUUUUACGAGUCCAUUUUUUUGGAAAACAUAAUGAUGUGUGUUUUAAAUGGAUGAAUUUCAAGAAAACUGAUGGUCCAAAAGAAGAGAAAAAAAAUCUGUAUAUGCCUUCAGAAACUUUUUAUAGUCCUUUAAUGGCAAGCUUUCUUUUUUAUUUCUAAUGAAUUGUUUUCUUUCUGAUGAUGUGUUUUCACACCAAUUGUGUCAAAAUUUGUAGUUCUUGCAGUGUGUGUGUGAUUUUCUUAAUAUUGGCUAUUAAUGUGUGUUUUUAUAUAGAAAUAGUAUAGAAAUAGUGGUAAAAAUAAAUAAUUGUACAUAUUGGAAAAAAUUAUUUUUUGCUGCACUGAAUUUUCAAUAAAAUGCUUUGUCACCUGCUUUUUUAUGUUUUUAACCUUCUUGGAGCUCACCCUGAGUGCCUUUUGGGAUCGGAAUUCUAUAUCAAUAUGGUUAACCCCAAAUGUCUCUAGAGAAUGGCUGUUAUGAUAAUUUGUAUAGCAUUAGGCCUGAAGAACACUUGGGACAAUAUUCUGCUGUCAUCAUAUGACUGAAAUAACAUAAUGUUGCAAAAAACCAUGAAUAUUUCUAUGUGUUUUGCUACUCUUAUGAUAUCUCAUCAGUAUUCAUUAAUACCUUCAACCAAAACAGAAGAUGUAAAGCCAGUUUUAGAACAAACUUAAUGUGACCUAGUAGUUGAAUCAAGUGAUAGUGAUGACAAUGUGAAUUGGCCAUCAGACAUUGACAAGAUUUUUGACGCAUACUUCACUGUACAACAAAUCUGCCUUGAUAUGCCUGGUGAAUUCAGUCACCUGAUGUUUACCGUGGUACAUGUAGGUGUUGUUACAAAAAUGCAAAAUUAUUGCAAUCAAGUGGAAGGACAGGAUAGAAGUUAGCAUCCUAAGCAUUGUUCACAGUGUAGCAACAGUCAAUGUUCAUGUCAGAGGUAAUAUGGAGCCUUGCACUGUGGUAGCCUACAAGAACACACUGGGCAGAUCAGGCACUGACAUUUUACUGUGUCAUGAGCAAACUUUCAAAAGGAUAUUGUAAGAGAAACGUGCAAAGAAACACACUUCUAUUAUCCUGAUUGCAACAUCGAGGCUGUGUGUUGAUGACUGUUUCAAAACAUAUCAUACAAAAGACGUGGCAGUGGACAUACCUUUCCAAUGUAUUUACUGUAUGUUGACAUUUUUGUUACUUAAAUGUUUAUGUUUAUGUAAUAAAUUUUUUUCUUGUUGAAACAAA
Messenger RNA from Erpetoichthys calabaricus (reedfish), 2354 nucleotides. RefSeq names its product ecto-ADP-ribosyltransferase 5-like. Bases 334 to 1149 code for a protein of 271 amino acids. The record is from RefSeq and is a predicted model, not a curated record. The transcript has 4 exons. Lineage: Eukaryota; Metazoa; Chordata; Cladistia; Polypteriformes; Polypteridae. Gene Ontology annotation, molecular function: NAD+-protein-arginine ADP-ribosyltransferase activity; NAD+ poly-ADP-ribosyltransferase activity.